AUGGCUCCAAGAACUUUUCGUUGGUCGAAACGUGAUUGUUUAUCACCUGAUACAGAAUCAAUUAACUUAGUCACUCUUGUAUUUGAAAAUUCAGAAUUGUUUGAAGCUGAAGCAGCUGAAUUAAGCGUUGAAGAAUCAGAUGAUUCUUCUUCUCUGCUUAUUAGGAAUGAUGGUAUAUUUGGUGAAAUUGGUCCAGAGGAAUAUGGCACAAUACCAAGAAGUUUUCAUUUAGGAUUAUCAACACAUAGUUUAGCAACAACUUCGAUCAUAACACCAACUCACCAUGCACAAACAAUUGAGUAUAAUAUGAUAUCCACCUCGUCAUCUGAUUCCUUUGAGGAUAUAGGUGAAUUGAAUCUUAAUACUGAUAAACAACAUAACACUGACCGACUGCUGGAUUUUCUUUCUACACUUCCUGUCCAUAUUUUAAGUGCAAUCUGCCAGUCAAAUCCAUCUUGUUCACCUUCUAAAUGGCCAUGGCAUUUACUGGCUUAUACUGAUUCUCCAGCUUUUGUAAGAGCAGUUACUUCCGAUUUAAGUCGUUUUUGGAAUUUUAUCAAUGGAAACUUUAAUAAAAGAUCAGAUUUGAUUGACGUUACGUCUUGUGAUUUAGCAUGUGAUCUUACAACAUGCCAGUUUUUAUGUUGUCAAGCUGAGGUUGAAUUGAUUCGAUGUACUGCCAUACCUAUCCCAAAUGAUCAAAUAAAGUAUUCUAUUCCUUCAACUUCAGUACAAAUAGAUGGAGGCGAUAAGAGGAAACGUCAUUCUAGUGGUCUUAAGGUAGUUCCAAUUUUCUGUCAUCAUAAUCAGUUGACGAUCCACGAUGAACAUAAUAUUGUCAUACUCCCUCUAUCUGGUCUUCAUCCAAACCUGUUACAAGAUAAUCAAUUAUGCCACUCAACAUUUACGGCUGUCUACCUACUUUUAAUUAAUGAUAACGCCCAAUCUGGAACUGAUCCAAGUGAGGAUUUUAUGACAUUUGGCAUGAAUACAUCUCAUAUCAGUAACUCUGGAAUGACUUGUAAUUAUAACCCUGUGGGAGAUGGUACACCAGAUACAAACGGUCAUGCAGCAGACGCAUCAGUAAUCCUUGCUCUUCUGGUCCAAAUUUUACCUUCAAAUCAAUUCUCUUGUCCAAUUACAAUCAAACAUAAAUUUAGUCAAUUUUCUACACCAUCACUUUCCUCCUUGUCCAACGGUCAGCAGUUUACUGUACUUUUAGCCGUAGUGGAUUUAAUAGUUAAUAAAACUGAUCACGGUGACUUUCAACUAAGUGCAAUCCUACAUCAACGUUUUCACUACCUACCUGACUUGAAAUUUGAAUUAGUUCUUUGCGAUAAAACAUAA
Trichobilharzia regenti is the source of this 1347-nucleotide messenger RNA. The record is from the annotation of a GenBank genome assembly. NCBI's taxonomy places the organism in Eukaryota, Metazoa, Platyhelminthes, Trematoda, Strigeidida, Schistosomatidae.